AUGCAGAGCAGUCUCUAUCGGGAACAUUUGCUCCGCGCUCAAACGUUCGGUACGCGAGCAACAUACAAAGGUGGCAUGGUGUUCGUGAAACCACUCCGACGACAGUGUCGUGUUGAGGCGAACAAGGAAACCGCGGUAGAAGUGAACAAGGUGAAAGAUAUGAAUAACGAUCACAUUUGUCGACUGAUCGGAAUUUGUCUGGAACCGGGUCAUCAGUACAUAGUGAGUGAGUACUGUCCCCGCGGCAGUCUGCAAGACUUUCUCCGUAAAGAGCAAUUUACGAUGGAAUGGAUGUUCAAGCUGUCCCUGAUUCAGGAUAUAUGUCGCGGCAUGAUCUACCUGCACCAGAUUUUCGGUCCACAUGGAGAUUUGAAAAGCUCCAAUUGCCUGUUGGAUUCCCGUUUUGCGGUCAAGGUCACCGACUUCGGACUGAAACGAGUUCGUGGGCCGAAAUCAAGCAAAACAGAAAUUGGAGCGAACGCGUACUACGAGAGUCUUCUGUGGACCGCGCCAGAAUUGCUUCCUUUCGAUGACGGGGACUAUCCCACAGGAACUUUCAAGGGUGAUGUGUACAGUUUUGCUAUCAUAUGUCAAGAAUUGAUCUAUCGCAAAGGUCCAUUCUUCAUUGAUGAUGAACAACAACCAGAGGCCAAGGAUAUAAUUGAAGCGGUUCGUGCUCGACACAAACCCAGUUUCCGGCCUACUUUGCUACCACACGACGAAUGUAACGAUGAUUUGGUUCAGUUAAUUCGGCGAGCUUGGGACGAUGACCCUCUAGUUCGACCGGAUUUCCGCGCAAUCGGAAAGCUUAUUGUUACCGACGCUCCCGGGAAUCUGGUAGACAAUCUUCUAGACCGAAUGCAGCACUAUACUAACGAUCUGGAGGCAAUGGUACUCAAACGGACCGAACAGUACAAAGAGGAGAAGAAACGUGCCGAAGAUUUACUUUAUUCUAUGUUACCCCAAUCCGUGGCCAGCCAACUGAUCAGCAAGAAGACCGUACAAGCAGAAAGUUUUGAAAUGGUCACCAUCUAUUUCAGUGACAUUGUCGGUUUCACUUCUUUGUCGGCUGAAUCUACCCCGAUGCAAGUUGUGGAAUUAUUGAAUCAGCUGUACACCCUUUUUGAUGAUAUUAUCGGCAAUUUUGAUGUUUACAAAGUGGAAACUAUCGGAGACGCAUACAUGGUUGCUUCCGGUUUACCCAAACGAAACGGGCUCGAACACGCACGUGCCGUGGCUCGAAUGUCGAUCGCAUUCCUCAAGGCCAUAUUUGAAUUUCAAAUACCGCAUCGACCAGAUAAACGCUUAGAAUUGAGGAUUGGAAUUCACUCCGCGUUGAAAAUCCAUAUCAGUCAGGAAACCUUCAAAGUGCUGCAGAAAUUCAACUGUUUCAUCAUGACUGAGCGUGGGAUGGUCCAGAUGAAGGGCAAGGGACAUCAAAAAACGUAUUGGUUGCAUGGCGAGUUCUCAUUUGUGGUAGACCCGGUACCGCCUGGUGCCGUUCUUGUUGGUGGUCCAUAUGAUGGUGCGGUCGGACCUAUCAAAGCCGGCGCAUUUCAGGACCCGGAUGACCCAGACGGUACUGCACCUCCAAUGAUCAAUCGACCCCAAAUUCCUCAUUCAGAACCAACGUCACCUCAAGAUGCUUCAUCCCCACUAGUAUCUGGUUCCGAUUCGGGGCAUUCAUCGGCCCCGAACACCGCUCCUGAUCUCGUUGACACCUCCGCACCUGUCACAACGAUGACUACUGAUACUGGCUCAGGGGUUACGUCCGCGAUGGAACAUAUGCUCGCUGCUGAUUCGUCAAACAAUCAAACAACAGGUACUCAUGCCACCAGCACACCGGCAGAGCCCAAUAAGCGCAGAGUUGGGGUUUGCCAAUUGAACGGGUUAUCAUUACCUACAGAUCCCACAGCUAUGCAAGUGUAA
Molecule: messenger RNA, 1929 nt
Organism: Echinostoma caproni
Lineage: Eukaryota; Metazoa; Platyhelminthes; Trematoda; Plagiorchiida; Echinostomatidae
Source: the annotation of a GenBank genome assembly